This is a messenger RNA of Xyrauchen texanus (razorback sucker), 2703 nucleotides long. RefSeq names its product minamoto (gene meioc). The coding region runs from base 1 to 2622 and encodes 873 amino acids. Gene Ontology annotation, biological process: male meiosis I; female meiosis I; meiotic cell cycle. Gene Ontology annotation, cellular component: cytoplasm; nucleus. NCBI's taxonomy places the organism in Eukaryota, Metazoa, Chordata, Actinopteri, Cypriniformes, Catostomidae. The record is from RefSeq and is a predicted model, not a curated record. The transcript has 8 exons.
AUGAAGCUUCAGGUUAAUAAUGCAGUGAAAACUAAAAUUAAUGUGGAGACAAGUGGAGCAAGAAUAAUCUUUGAUCGAUUUCAUAACUCAGAACCAGACUCCUACUUUUCACCAUACAAGGUGCAGAAUAGUUUUAAUGACAGUGGAUGCCUGUCUCAGUCUUACAACUCAUUAUCAGACGGCACAUUGCAAGAACAUGCGCCUCUGCCAUAUACAGUUUGGCCAACUCAGGAAGAUGAUUGUAAAUCAAUGGAUUGGUCUCAAGGAAUACCUAAUAUCAGACGUCAGGUAGAUAGCAAUAACGGCGGAAGUGAAGCUGAUCUUUAUGGGUUAGUGUCAAACAUCUUGGAAGAACCAGAUUCAAUAGAUCACUACUCCUCACGCUUCUCAGAGAACAGGACAUCAUCUAGUAUGAAAGGUGUGUGGUCUCCAAAUUUAAUAAGAGAGGACAGCUUGCAGUACUUCACUAAUGAGGUGCAGAUGCCACCCAUCCCUGGCUUUCCAUCAAACCAGAUUUGCCCUAAACCAAUCACCAAUGUUGGCGCUCAGCUUGCAGGCAGAGAAUCUCAUCAGUGGGCCGAACUUCAGAAUUUUAAUGGUUUUGAUGCUUCUGCACCACCCUGUCAUUUCUCAUCCCAUAACGGAGAGGCUGACACCUAUUCUUCCCAUCUUCAAAACAUCAUUCGUCCCCCAGGCCUGAGCACCCCCCCAGCAUUAAGCUCUUACCUUUCACAGAAUCAGGCACGUAAACCUGAUUAUUUUACACCUGAGAAGGAUGAGGAAUACUUUAGCACAGUCAACAACUUCUGCUGCCCUCCAAACAAAAUGGAUGACUCCUAUUUCGAUUCAUCCCAUGACUUUUCACCUAUGAACAAAGACAAACUGAGAACAACUCAAUCUUUUUCUAUGCAGGAUGUCAGUAAACUAGCCUUUCUUUUGGCAGAGCAGGAUAGUGGCUUCUGCAGAGAAUCUGCUCAGAACAAUCUUCUGGUCCAGAGGAAUCAGGAGGAAAACAUGAUGGAACAGAAAAGUCAUCCCUUUCAAAGAAUGUCAGAGUUCAUAACUCAAAUGCCAGAUUUCAAGACAGAGAUGACAUGCAGCCAUGUGGAGCAAAGAGGAGUGGAAGUAGGGGUCAAAAAGACUCUUUUACAGAGUGGUUACCCUACAAAUGAUUUUUUGGGUUUCGGAAAACAGCCACUUAAACCCUUUUCGACCAGCUUCAUCCCUCCAACCCUGCACCCAAGCAAAGAAGGCAGCCAAAUUGGAAGAAAUGCAGCACAAUCCAGUGUAAAUCAGUUCCAGCAUACCAAGCCAAACCACUAUCAGAGCCAAACUAAGGUCGCGACUAAAACCAACGGCAACAUUGAAUCUCAGGGGUUAGCAAAGCUUAUGACUUUGCCUGGGGUUGUUCCCUUACUUCCUUCUCAGCAGAUGUUACGAGCUGCAGCAAGAGUCCCAACUGAUUUCAGUCAAGGGAAUGGAGUUAAUCUACAGGGUAGGAUAGGCCAGGUUAGUCAGGAGGGGUUGAGAAAUGGAGCAGGAAAUGUAGACAUUGGAGAUUUUGACCUCCAGCAAGAGAACAACAGGCUGACGGCUGGUCUCAUGAUCGAUGGGCGCUUUACUCAACGAUUUAGCACGAAACCUAAACUUCCAAUUGGUUUCCCUAAACAGCUGGACAGGAAACCAGGGCUUCUGCAGAAUCCAUAUCAAGAGCUGGGCAGUAUGUAUGGGGGACAAGUCAGACACAAUGGAGCUGCUUCAAACUCAGCCAAACCCACACCAUUCCAACUUUUCCCAUUCCUCUAUCAAAUGGGUGAUCCCAGAAAAAAUGCAUGCCACCCGAUCCAGUCGCAAACCCACCUGCCAUACAGCUCUGUGCCUCACAUUGACACAAAUGAACUUCUGUCAAAUGGAAACCGUUCAGCCCUCAGCCCUUACCUGCAAGAGUGUAUUGGACCAAACCAAGCAUCAGGGGAUGGGGCUUUCUCUGGGUUUCUGUCUGCCAUGAGUUUAUCUCAGGGAAUAGGAAGCCCCAACAGUCAGCUACACUAUUACCUGGAGGAGUGUUACGAGCAGUGGAGGAUGCUGGAAAGAGAGAGGAAGAAAGCAGAAGCUGUUCUCAUAAAGAGCUACCCAGGGAAACGUGUGUCUGUGGUGACCAAUGUUUUACCCAAAAUGCCUCCAAACCCUUCCAGAGUGGACCGACUCAUUGUAGACCAGCUGCGAGAACAGGCCAAGGUGGCAGGUUUGUUGGGGAAGAUGGAACAGCUGCGUAGUUUCCCGCUUCAUGCUAAUAUCUGUUCAGCAUUGGACAGACAUCUUGAGGUCAUCUACAUCACUCAGGCACGCCGGAAGGAUGAGUUCAUCAAUGCUAGCAGCAGACAGAGGCAGCCUGUAGCCUUCUUUAGAGAGGACAGGGAGAUCCUUCUAUUGGCAUCUGCUGUGAAGGACCUGUGCAGCAGCACCAGGAAGGCCCGAUCUGCUCUUUGGUGUGCAUUGCAAAUGACUUUGCCCAAAACAAGCAGCUUUCCAGAAGAGAGACAAGAGAAAGGUACCUGCUCGCCUUUAGAGCAAGACAGUCCUGAACAGUUCAGCUUAGAGAGAGCACUGGCUGCCCUGUGAUCACUGUCUGGCAGGUAUAGAGUUUGUGUGCGAGUGUGUUUUGCUUUGAAACACAGAGUAACAUCAAUUGAACCUGUCUAC